UCUUUUGCUUGGGGGCAUUCUACUCUGCAAAGUCAACAUUUUUCAUUUCUUUCCCCAAAAAUAUCCUAAGGAAAUGGAACCCCAGCAUGUUUCUUCGACGCGAUCUUUUCUGGAAGCCAUAGGAAUCACCAAGCCUGUUCCUGCAAAUUGCGAUUCCUACGACUUCUACUCCGACAUCCUUCGUUCUUGUCUCAAGGUCGAUAGUAUCCAAAGGGGCCGAAUCUCUUGCACCUUCAUCGUCAAACCCCCUCUCAGUAACUUUUUCAAAUCCCUGCAUGGAGGGGCUUUUGCAGCUGCAGUUGAAUUGGUGUCAAUUGCCUGCGCUAGAACUGUUAUGGCUGAGGAUAAGGAACUUUUCCUUGGGGAAAUUUCCAUGGCUUACCUAUCUGGCGCCAUGCUGAAUACCGAGCUGCAAGUCGAUGGCUCAGUGGUGAAAAGUGGGAGAAACGUGACUGUGGUUUUACUUGAGUUUAAACAAAAGAAAACAGGGAAGUUAAUCUACGCUGCUCGUGCUACCUUCUACAACCUGCCAGUUGCCAAGUUAUGAACAUUGAAGUUUCUGUUGAACAUACUAAGAGUUGAUUCUCAAUCUGCUCUUUGGCAUAAUGAUUAUUCACUGUCAAAUUCAGAGUUUUCGGUCUUGUUAUGCUACGUUUGUGUUAGAAGCCUUGACUUUAUCAAUUAGGAAUACUUAUCAUAGUUCUGUUCUCUCUUCCUCCUCCUUCAGCGUAUUUGGGGCUGUUGCUGAGUGGUUUCUCCUCCUUUACUUCUCUGCUUUCUCUUUUCCUUCCCUUUCGUGUUCCGAGUCUUAAACUUUAAUCAUUACGUACCAUCACGUUUUCUUCUGUUAGUUUUUGCCUCCCCUUUCUAUGGGCCUCUUUCGAGCCUUUUAUGAAGGGCAAGCAGAAACGUUUAGAAAUGAAGGAAAGACGAGCAACCAAAUGCAA
Molecule: messenger RNA, 947 nt
Organism: Neltuma alba
Lineage: Eukaryota; Viridiplantae; Streptophyta; Magnoliopsida; Fabales; Fabaceae
Exons: 4
Coding region: 74-547 (157 amino acids)
Molecular function (GO): fatty acyl-CoA hydrolase activity
Source: RefSeq, a predicted model, not a curated record